AUGUCGGCUUCUCAAGACAGUAAAAACAGCGCCCUCUUUAACUGGCUAUCAGAAGCUUGGGUAAAGAUUUUAUUUCAACCAGACGAUGAUCUCGCAGUCAACACAUUCAACAAGACUUUUGCAAACGAUAUAGUCAUCAAGAUCAACCACGACCAUGUUACCCGCGAAGAAUAUCUUGCAUACAUUACUAGCACACGUGCUGCCUUUAACCUAGCCUUCAUCCACGCCAUAGAAGUCAAAGUGUGGGAAUCUCCUAACGGUGGCGGCUCACUUGUGUUCGACGGCGAGCUUAAAUAUGUUGAUAAAAAGACUAAAGAGGAGCAGAUUGGUCAUGCGAUAAUGAUUCUUGAUAUCCGUAGUGACGAUAACGGAGAGUUGAAGGUUGUACAGACAACUGAAUGUGUUACUAGGAGUGCGGGAAGCAUUAAGACAUUCGAAGGCUAA
Molecule: messenger RNA, 444 nt
Organism: Trichoderma asperellum CBS 433.97
Lineage: Eukaryota; Fungi; Ascomycota; Sordariomycetes; Hypocreales; Hypocreaceae
Source: RefSeq, a predicted model, not a curated record